GGCUCCAGAGGCCAGCUCCAUGCCGACAACAUGGAACCGGUCCCUCUGUGACAUCAGCCCCAGCGCCAAGGGCACUGCAGCGGUGCAAAUUCUGUGGGCACUUAGUUGGCAGCUGCCUUGGAGGUGACAAGUCCUCUCUCUCUCUCUCUCUCUCCUUGCUGCUGACUUGGGUCUCUGACAACAAUGAUUUUGUUGUGCACCCUCAUCCUUCUGGCUCUGUGUGGGCCUGCAUAUGGCGCCUGUGGGAAGACCUGUGGACUCCGGCCCAUGCCUCCUACAUUCAGCUCAUCACGCGUUGUGGGUGGCACAAAUGUCAUGCCAGGCUAUGGGGCCUGGGCUGGCCUUGCCAGUGUCCGCACUUACUUUCAACCGCCGCUAUCUAUGCACAACUGUGGAGGGACCCUCAUCAACCCGAAGUGGGUCCUCACAGCAGCCCACUGCUUUGACAACGUCACAAAUCCGAUCAGGGAGUGGGCCGUCGUGCUUGGAGGUACCUCGUUGGGCCAGAUAGGCCCUGAGGUGGAAGUGCACCGGAUUAAGCGGCUGAUUAUACACGAAAAAUAUAAUUUUGAAUUAAUACUUCACGACGUUGCCUUGCUGGAAUUGGAGCGUCCAGCAAAGUGCAGCUUCACCAUUCAGCUUGCCUGCCUGCCUACUCCUUCAACAAAACUGCCGGAGCUGACUAACUGUUACGUUGCUGGCUGGGGUGACAGAAUCGUAAAAACUGCAGGUAAUGAUAUCCUGCAGCAGGCCAAGGUCCCGUACGUGGAUAGGAAGACCUGCAACAGUACCGACUGGCUGGAUGGGCUCGUCAAUGAUUUCCAAGUGUGUGCUGGGCAAGGCGGCCUUUCCACCUGCCAGGGUGACAGCGGGGGGCCUCUUGUCUGCCAAGAUAAGAGUCGUGGCUUAUACUGGCAAGUUGGUGUGACCAGCUGGGGAAUAGGCUGUGCUAGAUAUAAACGGCCUACAGUCUUCAGCUCCACUCAGUACUACUACAACUGGAUCCGGUACAAGACAGGAGUAAGUUUCAAUGUUCCAGUAGUUACUCCAGCACCAGCACCAGCGCCAGCCUUUACCUCAGCCCCUCUGCAGACAGUAGCUCCAGGUCCAACACAACCCUGUCCAUUUCCACGUGAGAAGCUGCUGCAAUUCUUCAAUCUGCUGAAGGAUAUCUUGCGGUACCUAAAGGGAAAAAUAUUUUGAAGACCAGAACGGACCAGCUGCAGUUUGGGCUGUAGUGGACUACAACCCUUUCAUUCUGAGUUAUAUUAAUUUGAAUUUCAUUAAAUUGAAUUAAAUUUUGAAUUGUAAGCAAAAAAAAAAAAAAAAAAAAAAGCACUUUCUGCUUUGAGGAUAUUCUGUAUCCAAAUUUUAGAAAAUUCUGGCUUGAUCAUUGCCCAGGCAGCCCUGAACUCAGGGAUCCCUUCAUCCUCAUCUAGGAAGAAUUUGGCCUCACACUUCUUUUUGUACAGAUCAGUGCUUUCCCUACAGAUAUUGAUACAUCUACAGUGGAAAAGUAGCAUCUGGCACCUUAAGUCUGCAACAACAAGUGCAAGAAGCACAACACUAGGAAAACAAGAGAAAGGAAAAAAAGGGGUGCAGAUGUUGCCCUGUCAUUAAGAAUGUGAAGCCCUUCUGUGUCCUAAGGGUGAUUUUUGUCCCUAUCAGAUGGUUACUGGGUUUUUUGACCAAUGUAGAAACCCAAGCAGUAAAGCGUUAAUGCAUUGCUGUGCCCUAAACAUCAACAGCCAUCAACUAGGCAAGUUAUAACAGGAUGUGCCUGGAAAGGGGAGCUAUAUGAAGCACCAUUCUGGAGCUGAAUUUCCUGUUACAGUCCAUAGUGAUUACACAACAUAAAGGACAGUUUAAGUGCAGGAGUGGGGUUGAGGAGCAGGCAAGACCAAUAGAGGGAGAAUCAAGACCACCAAAAAACCCUCAAAGCCCCCCAGCCCAUUUCCAGAAAGGUCCAGAAUACUGGGCUGCACAUGCUAACUCAUUUACAUGAAGAGUGAGGAACCU
Oenanthe melanoleuca is the source of this 2019-nucleotide messenger RNA. RefSeq names its product acrosin-like. The coding region runs from base 184 to 1203 and encodes 339 amino acids. The transcript is spliced from 5 exons. The record is from RefSeq and is a predicted model, not a curated record. Lineage: Eukaryota; Metazoa; Chordata; Aves; Passeriformes; Muscicapidae. Gene Ontology annotation, biological process: proteolysis. Gene Ontology annotation, molecular function: serine-type endopeptidase activity.